Messenger RNA from Gopherus evgoodei (Goodes thornscrub tortoise), 2100 nucleotides. RefSeq names its product interferon gamma receptor 1 (gene IFNGR1). Gene Ontology annotation, cellular component: membrane. Gene Ontology annotation, molecular function: cytokine binding; cytokine receptor activity. The record is from RefSeq and is a predicted model, not a curated record. Lineage: Eukaryota; Metazoa; Chordata; Testudines; Testudinidae.
GCUGCCCCUCGCGCCUUCCGCUGGCGCGGCCAGCGACCCCCGAGCGAGGAUGCGGCCUGUGCCGGCCGCGGCUGCGCUUCUCUGCCUCCUCUCCGUGCUGCUGCCCCGGAGCGCGGCCAGCUCCGGGGAACUCCCGGAAACAGUGCCUCUGCCAACAAAUGUUGUAAUAGAAUCCUUGAACUUCAAGACUGUAUUGCGCUGGGAUUACAUACGCAUGCCUGAACCCCCUCACUUUAUUGUGGAAAUCCAACCUUAUGAGCUAGGAAAAUAUAAGCCAGUCAGCAUCUGCAUGAACACAACUAAACAUUAUUGUGACCUCUCUAAGGAAAUAGAAGAUCCGAUUCAGUCUCACUGGGCUAGAGUUAAAGCUUUCAUUGGGUUAGAAGAGUCUGAGUAUGUUGAGACCAAAGAAUUUGUUCUGCGACGGGAUGGAAAAAUAGGACCACCGACUCUGAAUGUCUCAAUUGAGAGAGACCAAAUUAGGGUUGAGAUUCACCCCCCACGCGCUGUUCGAAAAUAUAAGGACUUCACAUACAAGGUGUUUCUUUGGUCCAGUGAAGAGCUGAUUGAAGAGCAUGAAGCAUGGCCAUGUAAGAAGCAUUUAUGUAGCAUAGACAUUCCAUUUUUUUCUACUGUUUCCACCUACUGUGUUUCUGCUCGAGGACGUUCAUCGAUUGUUUCAGAUCGAGGAUUUUGAUCCAAUAAAGUUGCAUUCGGUGUUCCUUUAGAACAGCCUCUAGACUUAAAAAAUAUUAUAAUAGGUGUUGCUGUUUUCAUUGGCCUUGGACUGAUUUUGGCCAUGUAUUGUCUUUGCAAGCAACUAAAGAAGAGAAAAAUUGAACUGCCCAAGUCUUUGGUCACUGUGAUACGAAAUCUGAACUCGCGCAACGUUUUAGAAACAAAACCGGAAGCAAAAUAUAUCUCUGUCAUAACCUCAUCAUCACCCAAGCCAAUGUUUUCAGUGAGUGACGAGGUAAACUUGAUAGACCAAGUAGACCAAGUUAAAGAAAUAGGGACCCCUAAUCCUGAAGACUGCAGUGAAGAAACAGACACUGUCAGCUCCCAGGAGAUAUCAAACAAAACAGAAGAGAUGUCUAUCCAUGAAAGCAUUGCUGAAAUGACCCCUGAUGAUGAAGAAAGCCCCAGAGUGAAAGAGAAUUAUUUUCAUUCUAGUAGUAGCCAAACAGAGUUAAAUUGUAUUCCUUCAAACCCAGAGCCUUCCAACACAGAGGUUCAAGAGUCCCUUAUCCUAAAGAGCUGCAACAAGAUUUCUGGUUAUGACAAACCUCAUGUACCAAUGGAUCUCCUCAUAGAUGUCGGUGAAGAGGAGUCUGUGAUUGCAUAUAGGCAUACUGAUGAAGUGCAUGAGUCAUGAAGAGAAUCAUUGAAGACUACAAGGAGUCCCUUUUUGUGUGCACAACAUAGACAUUUAGAAGUUUAUGAACAUCUUAGUCCUAAUGGGCUUAUCAGUGUAACUUCUUAGAGCAGACUCUUAAAAUUGAAGGGAACUCAGAUGGAAACUGCAACUAGUGUUGUCUCUGACAGUGCAGAAAAGGAGCAAGUGACUGCAACAUAUUGGUUCUGCUGUGAAGGUGUAUGUCUCGCAUUAAGCCACUAGGUGGUUUGCCUUUGACAUUUUCCUUUAGGCUAUUAAAGAACUAUCUUUAUACAAAAGGAAAGAUUCUGCAGUAUCUUCUAAAUAAAGUCAACUGAAGAAUCAUCUAUACACCAUAUCUGUUUGGGAAUUCCUGAUUCCAUGGCCAGGAACAGAUUAUAUUGGAACCUGUUCUGGAGUUAGAAGUGCUGCAUGGCGGGUCAUAAAUCUGUACAUCUGCACUAAUUGCAAGACAGUGUGCCAACCCUUCAGAAUGCCCACAUUGUACAUUUACACUUAUUGACACAGCUAUCUCUUGUGCUUGUAGCUUUAUCCAUGUUUUGUAUACAGAAGUCAUAUUGUGCAGUCACAUCUUAUGCUCUGAAAACCUGUAUGUUAGCAUGCUAUCUGACCCUAACUUCAAAAGACUAUUGUACUCUUAGCUGCACUAUUUCUAAAGAAGCAAGACUAUUAAGCAGCAGUUAUUAAAAAUGUUUAGCACUUUU